This is a messenger RNA of Athalia rosae (coleseed sawfly), 5778 nucleotides long. RefSeq lists its product as uncharacterized. The record is from RefSeq and is a predicted model, not a curated record. The transcript has 15 exons. The coding region runs from base 37 to 5694 and encodes 1885 amino acids. Gene Ontology annotation, cellular component: cell surface. NCBI's taxonomy places the organism in Eukaryota, Metazoa, Arthropoda, Insecta, Hymenoptera, Athaliidae. Gene Ontology annotation, molecular function: heparin binding.
CCAGGCGUUAGUAAUACGGUCAGAAGUCGAUCGAAAAUGUUCGCAUCGCCGUCUUACUCGUUUUGUCGAGCGUUAAUAUUGUUAAUUAUAUCAUUGCGGGCACGAUGUAAUCGCAUCGGCGUGAACGAAGAGGCGAUCGCCAGAUUGGACGAAAUGUUAGCGAAAAAUUUUAACGCCGAUACGUACCUCAGGAAGGCCAUUGACGAGUCGCAAAAAUGGCAGGAGUACAAAUUUGGAACUGGAGUCGGUAAUCGCGAAGAAUUGAUCGUCACGGACAUAACAAUUUUCGAAGAUGAAUCGAUUGCCGAAAAAAGUCGAGUAAUAAAAUGGAAAUUUUCACCCGGAUCUCAAUACGGAAUUAUGGCUGGUCUGAUCGACGAAUCUACCAUCGUUGUUCGUCUGCAUCGUAAUCGGGACGGUAUCGUGAUAAAUGAUUUUUUUCUGACGGUCGUCGGCACAAUUGUAGACUUUAAAAUAGCAAGUCUGACGAUGCCGGACCUCCGGGAAGUUAUCGUCGCGAUUCUGUGCGUCGAAGUCGGACCGGAGACCAAAUUACUCUGGUAUUUCAAUUCUGAAAAUAAGCUGGAAUUGAAGUGGACUACCCAGGUCAUAAGAAACGUUGAGAAGUUGGAACUGUUUCAACGUAAUUAUCAAAAUAAAUUAUUGAUACUAAACGAACCGUUCAAAUACAAUCGCGAAAGUUAUUCAGCCGUAGAAGUCUACGAAUUUGAAUUCCUGGACGACACCUUCGAUAUUUGGCUUUGCCAAAGGAUGUGGUUGCCCGUGGUAUCUAGUUUGCAAAUUUGCUCGAUACGUGAAAGCACUUUUCUCAACGUUCGAACGGAGGACAAAAUAUUGUUCUACGAAUUCGUAGAGAAAGAAGCUAACCAAGGAUUGUUCAAAUUAUCCCAAACCAUUCCAUCAAAUGGUUCAAAGAGUUCAACGUGCUUCGAAAACGGAUAUUCGGAGUACUUGAUAAUCUCGGGUCAACAACCGGCGUUAUAUUAUUUCGACGAUAAUGAAUUUCUCUACGACGCGAGAACCGCAAAAUUAUUCAACGAUUUACAAUUCGGUCAAACUAUUUGGGCAGAAUGUUUGCCGGUUGAUACGUACAGAGAAGAAUGCCUCCUGGUAAUCCAGUUGAAGAAUCUGACGAUCGUUGGAUUAGCCUGGCAGGGGGAAAUAUUCAAAGUUGUAAAUUUUCCCCCGACGAAUAUCGGUGAUUUUCGAUUAUCGAAUAUAACUCCUCUACCGAAAUAUGGAUUUCUCUGCGAUAACAAAAUCGUCCGACUCCGAACUGAACUGCGAGAUCUGGAGCAUCCCGAAUACCUCGAAUUCAAAAAAAUUACAGAACUUAAGAAUUUAUUGGAGGAGACCUUUCUCAAGCAGAAAAUUGUCUUGAGAGAAACGGAAAGAAAAAUUGAAAACAGUUAUCUGAAAAAUCCGGCUAUUACCGGGACCUGGAACAUCUCCGAUGUUGUAGCAAAAAGUGCAAAAAUACGACCCGAAGUUUCGGUGAAUUCGGUCACGGUGGGUUCUAAAUUAUUCACCACCGCUGAUCAGUUGGCAAACUUGACCGUACUUGAGGAAGAGUUGGAAAAAUUUGACGAUAAAAUCGCAACGAUAAGACUGAUUUUGAGGAACGCCUUGCGCGUCGAUUCGGAAGAGGUUCAUUUGAAAAAUGGUAUCCUAUUGGACGGUGGUAUAGAAGUGCUCGGAACCCUCUACGUGAAUAACUUGACGUUGGAUUCGUUGAAUGGUUUCUCCGUGGCGGAUAUAUCAAAUGAUUUUGUCAAACGCGACGAAACGGCCCUCGUAAAGGGCCUCAAGUCAUUCCCUUCGGUCGAAGCGGAUCGCGUUAACGUCGUUAAAAUUAACGGGGUUCCUAAGGAGGAAAUAGUGUUCAAUACCGAAAACGUGAAUUACGAAUACCCGGACUUUGAGAACUUGAAUCAUUUGGUGGUAAACGGAAGCUUGCACUUUACGAGCAUCAACGGAUUCGACUGGAAGGAUUUGACGGAGGUGAUCGUUUGGAAAAAUAGCCCGAAAGAAAUUCCUGGCACUACGGUAGUUCGCGGAGAAAUCAUCGCCGAUUCGAUUUACACCCCGAUGUUGAACGGGCUCAAAUAUCCGGAUGAUUACGUGCAACAAAACGGUAAAAGUCGGGCGGAAAUCACUGGAAUGAAAACCUUCGCCGAUCUCAAAGUUACGAACUUGAAGGGGAUCAGGAGAAUAAAUGGGAUACCUUUCGAAGAUUUCGUAACUUUGAACAGCGAACAAAAUUUGACGAACAAAAUAACUUUCGAAAAUCUCAGAGUGGAGGAAAAUUUGCGGAUCGACGGACGUAUAAUCGGAAUAAAAGAAGAACCUGAAAAAAAACGAUUGACGCUAAGCGAUACCAAUACAAUUACAGAGGAUACGAUGUUCGACAAUUUGUACGUGAAUGGCAAAUUAUUCGUCGAAAAUUCAUUGAACGGUAAAACGAAGGCCGAUUUCGACGCCAUAGUUCUGAAAAGCGAUAAAACGGCCGUGAUUACCGGGCAUAAAACUUUUCUGGGUAACGUCGCGAUCGACAGGCAUGUAAUCGUUAUGUCAAAAAAAUUCAACGGACAUCCGAUCGACGAAAUCGCCACCUUGGACGGCGAACAAAUAUUUCCUCAUCUCGAGAAAAUAUCGACGCCGGUCACCUUCGGCGAAAUAAGCUACAAACAGUACAGAGAUUUGGAAAAUUACUUCGGCCAAAUGCUCACCGAUGGCGAGUACGCCGAGUGUUCGAUGAAAAAAUUGGUCUUCGGGGUGCCGCCCCUGUUGGAGAGCAUCAGAUUCGACACGUUGAACGACUACUUGACGCUCUCGGAAUUCAACGCGAGGUAUUCGAAUGUUCUGAAAUUCGUGAGUUAUGAAAAUUUGGAAGCUAAGGUCGUGUACGCGGGAACGGUGAACCCGGACCACGUCAACGGCGUGCUCUUUUCCGACUUCGAUGAUCGCCGAGUUUCGAUAUCACGUCCUCAAGUUCUGUGGGGCAAUUACACGGUGAAAAAACUGAAAUCUCGAGUAUUGAAAACGGAGUACAUCAACGGCAUCUCGUUGAACGACCUCGAAAAAUUCAGAGCCGAUUUCGAGGACUUAUUCGAUCGUAUAUGGAACGGAAGAAUGACGAUCGACACUUUCGUCGUCACUGGCAAAGUCCUGACGAAUAAAAUCAACGGGAUAUCGCUGUCCGACAUACUGUUCGCGCGCAGCGAUCUGAGAAACAUCGUCGUAGACGACGGACUUUACGUGAAAAAUUUGAUAGUCCACGGCUCGGUGAACGGGUUGAAUUUCACCCGCUACGUUUCGGACUCCGUACUCAGAACGGAGGACCGCAUCGUUGUGGCCGGAGAAAAAUAUUUCAACAAUUUAAACUGCCGGGUUCUGAGAGUGGGAUUCGUGAACGGGAAUCCGGUAGCGAAUAUCCUUCAUUCGGGUUAUCAUCAGACUUUGAGUGGGCCGGUGAUCGUAAGAGGAGACGUUACCGUGACGAAUUCUUUCGUUGCCGAUGGGAAAAUAAACGACGUCGUUUACUCGGAGCUGAGGGAACGAUUUUGGAUAACGGACGGUGAACUUAUCGAGCUGCGAGGAGACUUCGAGAUUCCCGAAAAAGUAAGGAUAAAAAAUUUGACGAUCACCGGCUCCGUCCAAGGCGUCGAUUUCUCCGGUUUCUUGGCCGACGUCGUCUUCCGCAACGACGAUAUAUACAUUUCCGGAUCGAAGGUCUUCCGAAAUUCCGUCACCUUCAAGGAAAACCUGACCAUCGUCAACGAGUACAACUCCGUCGAUCUGACCGACUUCAAUCAAAAAGCCGUCCGCGUCGAUAACGACAUCUUCAUCGAUUGCAUGGUUGUCUUUAAGGACGAUUUAACGCUAGCAGGAGAUUUGACGGUCCUCGACAAAUUGUACGCUAGAAGUGUGGCGCAAGUUAAUAUCGAGGAGUUGAAAUCCACUGCGAUAUUUUUGAACCGGAGUUCCUACGUCGAAGGAACCUUGACAUUCGCGAACGCGAUAUUCGAGUCCGAUAUCAGGGUUGAUUACUUGAACGACGUCGAUUUGAGGGACGUGAUAUCGUUGAAAGAAGAUGGUACAAUUUCCAAGCCGCUGACAUUCGUCAACGUGGCAAUCCAUGUCCUGAAUCUAACGGGGACCGUAAAUGGACACAGACUAGACCAAAUAUUUGACAACACUUUCACGCUCUCUACCAACCAAACGAUUACCGGCAAUUUGAUAUUUCACGGGACGGUCAGAAUUGAGAGUGAUUUCAAUCCAAGGUCAUUGAAUGACGUCGACAGUUCGCGGAUGAUUCCGUUGGACAGCGAAGUUUUGACGGGUAAUCUCCGAUUUACGAGAACUUUGAAAUUGUCGGAAAAUCUUCGGCUGUUCGGAACCGUUAACGGCGUCGAUCUCGUCACCUGGGAAAGCGAGGCAGUUUACAGAGAAUUUCCGCAGAAACAAUCGGUAUCGGGUGACUGGAUAAUUCAGGGAAACGUUACUUUCGAAAAAGACGUCGGCGGUGGUGCGUUUCUCAACGAUAUCAACGUUCAAAGAUUGGCAGACGAAUUGGAAAAGAGGAAUUUCAUGAUGAAUUCCAUUGUGACCAAUCUCAAGAUGGAUCUGGAAAGCACUUGCCAGGAUUUGAGACCCUUGCAAGCUUUUGCUAAGAAUCAGGUGUACAGAUUUAAAUUUUUCGAGUACUUCCAAGGGCUCGAAUUCGACUUACCCAUCAAAAGUGCUCGUCACGUGGAAACGGAAAACGAUGAAUUUUUGCUGAUCAAUUUGGAUCAGUGCUAUUUGAACAUCUUCAAUUACAACGGAUCUGGGAUGAUCCUACUUUCGAGUGUACAAAAUUUUGACGAGGUUGAAAAAUGGAUCACGUUGAAGUACAUGGAACGGGUUUACCUUCUUACCAUGGGAAGCGGAAAUUGCGGCAGGAGUAUCGGAAAUUUGUGGAAAUUCGAGGGAACGACGCUGACCCCUAUUCUGGAUCUCGGUAACGUCGUCGACGCGAAAAAAAUCGACGAUCACACGUUCCUCGUUAUUUCUGCGGAGGAUAAAUUGGAAAAGUGGUCGAUCGGAGCUCGCGAAAGCUUGAACACGUAUUUCAAGACGAACAAACUUAUGCGCUUCAUUCCCGACACCGAGAGUAUAUUGAUCCACGACGGCAAUUACGUCCACGAAAUCGAUCCUCGAUAUCUGAAUCACACCACUUCGAUCAAUAGGUUUGGAAACGGCGUGAUUUUCGGUUUUCGCGCUGGAAUAUUUAGGAAGGAAAUGUUUUUGUAUUACGACCGAGAAGUCAGCGAGGAUAACGCGUUCAUACUCGAUGGAUUGAGGGACAGGAAGAUCCGCCAGUCUAUACCGACUCACAAUCCUAACUCGUUUUACGUUCUAAAUUUCUACGGUUUUAUCGAAACGUUCGUAACGUUUGUUAAGAAUGGCCGAAGUUUGGAAAUUUUCGAAUACAAGGGUAUCGAGGGUUUCGUCUACAGAGAAAGCAUAAAAAUGCCAAUCGAUAAGACCUUCGGUUUCAAAAUAAAGAAACGCUAUGGAUUGAUGAAGACAAAUUUCGUCGGCGCGAUCCAUCGGAACACACUGAAUAUCUUGGAGGCGAAAAUGUACGGUGAAAAAUUGGACGUAGAUCAUUUAAUUUGUGAAAAUUGAAGCCGAACACGAACGCCUUCGGCCAUCUUGUAAUGUAUCCGUUAACUAUUUAUUUAUAAUAUAAUCUAAUAUAUUUUGUAAUUC